This is a messenger RNA of Neoarthrinium moseri, 909 nucleotides long. RefSeq lists its product as uncharacterized. Gene Ontology annotation, biological process: iron-sulfur cluster assembly. NCBI's taxonomy places the organism in Eukaryota, Fungi, Ascomycota, Sordariomycetes, Amphisphaeriales, Apiosporaceae. Gene Ontology annotation, molecular function: ATP-dependent FeS chaperone activity; ATP binding; 4 iron, 4 sulfur cluster binding. The transcript has a single exon. The record is from RefSeq and is a predicted model, not a curated record. Gene Ontology annotation, cellular component: cytosol. Bases 1 to 909 code for a protein of 302 amino acids.
AUGCCGAUGCUGACGCUGCCGACCGUGGCGCAGGUCCUCUCAGGAAAGGGAGGCGUGGGAAAGUCGUCGGUGACCACACAGCUGGCCUUGUCCUUGUCGCUCGCUGGCCACUCGGUCGGCGUCCUCGACGUCGAUUUGACCGGCCCGUCGAUGCCGCGCAUGUUCAACAUCGAGGACGCCAAGGUCACACAAGCCCCCGGCGGCUGGCUGCCCGUCCCCGUGCAUGAGGCCGAUCCCGCCGCCGGCGUGGGCCAGCUGCGAUGCAUGAGCCUCGGCUUUCUCCUGCACGGCCGCGGCGACGCCGUCGUCUGGCGCGGGCCCAAGAAGACGGCCAUGGUCCGGCAGUUCCUGUCCGACGUGCUCUGGGGCGACGUCGACUACCUGCUCAUCGACACGCCGCCGGGCACGUCGGACGAACACAUCUCGCUCGCCGAGACCCUCCUCAAGGACGCGCGCCCCGGGCAGGUCGCCGGGGCCGUCGUGGUUACCACGCCCCAAGCCGUCGCCACGGCCGACGUCAGGAAGGAGCUCAACUUCUGCGCCAAAACGGGUAUCCCGGUCAUCGGGGUGGUCGAGAACAUGGCCGGGUUCGUGUGUCCCAACUGCGCCGAGUGUACCAACAUCUUCAGCAAGGGGGGCGGCCAGGUCAUGGCGCAGGAGUUCAACGUGCGGUUUCUGGAUGCCGUGCCCAUUGACCCCCAGUUCGUCAUGCUGAUCGAAACGGGAGGGCGGCCUACCUACCCGCAGGGCACCGUGGUGCACGGCGAGGACCUGUCGGCGGCCGGGCGCGAGGUGUCGAACGAGCCGGCACGCAAGGACUCGAGCCUACUGGCUGACAAGUACCGCAGCUGCUCACUGGAGCCCAUUUUCAGGAAAAUCACGCAGGAUGUGGUCGCCGCCAUUGGAUGA